AUGGGAGAAGAAAACCAAACCUAUGUGACUGAAUUUGUCUUCCUGAGCCUUUCACAGGAUCCACAGACACAAGUCCUGCUCUUCUUCCUUUUCCUGAUCAUCUACCUGCUGACUGUGCUGGGAAAUCUGCUUAUCAUUGUGCUUAUUCCCACAGACUCCAGACUCCACACACCCAUAUAUUUUUUCCUUAUAAAUCUGUCCUUUGCUGAUCUCUCUUUUUCUACUACCACUGUCCCGCAGGUGUUAAUCCACUUCCUGGUAAAACAGGAAACAAUUUCCUUUGCUGGAUGCUCAACACAGAUAGUUGUUUUACUUCUGGUUGGCUGUACAGAGUGUGCCCUGCUGGCGGUGAUGUCCUAUGACCGCUGUGUGGCCGUCUGCAAGCCCCUGCACUACUCCACCAUCAUGACACACUGGGUGUGUGUCCAGCUGGCCAUAGGGUCCUGGACCAGUGGAGCGUUUGUGUCUCUGGUGGACACCACAUUCACACUGCAUCUGCCCUACCGAGGGAAGAAUAUCAUUAACCAUGUUUUUUGUGAACCUCCUGCCCUUCUGAAGCUGGCUUCAGCUGAUACCUACAGCACAGAGAUGGCCAUCUUUGCAAUGGGCGUGGACAUCCUCCUGGCUCCUGGCUCCCUGAUCCUUGUCUCCUACUGGCAUAUCAUCUCCACUGUGAUCCAGAUGCAGUCUGGGGAAGGGAGGCUCAAGGUUUUCUCUACCUGUGGCUCCCAUCUCAUGGUUAUUGUUCUCUUCUAUGGGUCAGCAAUAUUUGCCUACAUGCGGCCAAACUCCAGGAUAAUGAAUGAAAGAGAUAAAAUGAUCUCUGUGUUCUACUCAGCCGUGACACCCAUGCUGAACCCCAUCAUUUACAGCCUAAGAAACAAGGAUGUCAAAGGGGCUCUCAGGAGAAUGACUGCAAAAUACCCCUUUUAA
This is a messenger RNA of Manis pentadactyla (Chinese pangolin), 933 nucleotides long. RefSeq names its product olfactory receptor 2D3-like. The record is from RefSeq and is a predicted model, not a curated record. Gene Ontology annotation, biological process: G protein-coupled receptor signaling pathway. NCBI's taxonomy places the organism in Eukaryota, Metazoa, Chordata, Mammalia, Pholidota, Manidae. The transcript has a single exon. Gene Ontology annotation, molecular function: olfactory receptor activity; G protein-coupled receptor activity. Gene Ontology annotation, cellular component: membrane. The coding region runs from base 1 to 933 and encodes 310 amino acids.